Messenger RNA from Baudoinia panamericana UAMH 10762, 5049 nucleotides. RefSeq lists its product as uncharacterized. The transcript has 2 exons. Gene Ontology annotation, biological process: actin filament bundle assembly; mitotic actomyosin contractile ring assembly; barbed-end actin filament capping. Gene Ontology annotation, cellular component: mating projection tip; cell division site. Gene Ontology annotation, molecular function: small GTPase binding; actin binding. Lineage: Eukaryota; Fungi; Ascomycota; Dothideomycetes; Mycosphaerellales; Teratosphaeriaceae. Bases 1 to 5049 code for a protein of 1682 amino acids. The record is from RefSeq and is a predicted model, not a curated record.
AUGCAGGCAGGCGUGGUGACUAGCAUUCCUUACGAUACAGUCCCCGCAGACAAGGCUCCUUUGAAGGUGGAUCACGUGGAGCGACCCAGUAGUCGGCGGGAACCGCUGCCGCAUCAUCUGAACAAAGGAGGAGGCGAGUACUAUCAAUCUCCCAUGGUCGAUGGACAGCCACCAGCACCAAGACCGCCUGCGCAUGGCACCACUGUACGGACAGGAACGUCGAGAUCGUUCGAGAGCGAUGCGAUUACACUGAAUGGACACUACGCGCCGAGCAGAGGGAGUAGUGAUCACGGCAGUAUUCGCAGCAACUCCUCGCAUGAGCGGAGAGGGUACGCGACGAGUGCCAGUCAGGCUUCUUUCCCGAACUUGGACAGUGCUGCUCACUUCGCUCAUUUAAGUCCGGCUCCAACGCGAGACCGAUCGCAAAAUUUUCUGACCGUCAACCACAGCUCUGCCGCUUCCAGCGCACUGUCUUUCUCGCCCGACGUCUUUUCUACUCAACGACCGCCUGACGAUGUCGUGGAGAGGGAGUUCCUAGAGCUCAUGCUGAAGCGUGGUUGGAAGUCUUUACCGGAACAAGCACGACGGCAGAUGGAGGCUUAUCCAAUUAGCAAGAAAUGGACGUUGGUCCAUCAGGACCGAUUGUCAGAAUGGCAAGGCGAGCAGAAGAGGCGGCAGAACGCUCGCAACACGAUUACAAGUCUUACGGAAGGCAUGGGCGGGUAUGCUGGGAUUGUCGAUAGAGCAGGCGAGGAGGGCAGCCCUGAGUGGUUCGUCAAGAAGGUGUUGGACAACACCAUCACGGCGAAACAACUGCAGAGUCUGAGCGUGAGCUUACGAACGCAGCCAAUCGUAUGGGUAAAGCAGUUCGUUGAGGCACAAGGGCCGGUGGCGUUGACGAACACGCUGGCAAAGAUCAACAAGCGGCAGCAGUCCGGCCCUGCACCAGCGACAGGCUCGACGAACGAGCGUGACCUCGAUCGGGAGUACGACAUCGUGAAAUGUCUGAAGGCGUUAAUGAAUAACAAAUACGGGGCGGACGAUGCACUGCAGCAUGACACUAUCAUCAUGGCGCUUUGCGCGUCACUCACCUCACCUCGUCUCAACACCCGAAAGCUCGUUUCGGAGCUGCUGACUUUCCUGUGCCAUUGGGCAGAAGGCAGAGGGCACCUGAAGGUUAUCGAGGCGCUGGACCACCUCAAAGCACAGCAGGGUGAGAACGGCCGCUUCGAUGCCUGGAUGCGGAUCGUCGAGGUUACAAUUGACGGGCGAGGCAAGAUGGGUUCGCUCGUUGGCGCCUCGGAUGAGGUCCGCUCUGGUGGCAUUGGCAUGGAGAACCUGCUCAUGGAAUACGCUGUUACUUCUCUAUUCCUGAUCAACAGUAUGGUGGACGCGCCGGAGAGGGACCUCAAGCUGCGCGUGCACUUACGAGCGCAGUUUGUCGGCUGCGGUCUGCGCCGUAUCUUGAACAAAAUGGAGGAGUUCCAAUACGACGUUAUUGACAAACAGAUCGAACGGUACCGGACUAACGAGGCGAUCGACUACGAGGAUCUAUUGGAGAAGGAAGGUGCUUCCAUUGCAGAGUCAGUAGAAGGUGAGACCAAAGACUUGAACGACCCUGUGCAGGUCGUGGAAGCGAUUCAACAAAAGCUGGGCGGGACUAGAGCAGCGGACUACUUCCUCAGCUCCCUUCAACACUUGUUGCUGAUGCGCGAUAACGAGGGCGAUGACCGUCUGCGGACGUUCCAGCUCGUGGAGAGCAUGCUUUCGUAUGUUGCCAUGGAUCGAAGGCUACCGGACAUGGAGCUCAAGCAGAGCCUGAACUUCACCGUGCAGAACUUGAUGGACCGACUGUACACCGAUGGUGAGGCACGACAAGCAAGAGAUGAAGCGCACGAGGCUCGGUUGAUCGCCGACGCAGCCAUUGCUGAGCGCGAUGAGAUGAAGUCGCAAGUCGACCUUGGCUCGGAAGGGCUAGUGGCGAAGCUCAAGCGAGACAAAGCUGAGUUGGAAGCCCUGCUCGACCUUCAAAACCGCCAAGCGGAAGCGUUUAAGGCCGAGCUUGCAGAGCUGCAGCGCCUUCGAGCGCAGGACCUCCAGCGGCAUGAGCUUGAAACGCGAGAGAUGUAUCUAAUGCUGCGGGAUGCCCAGGACAUUGCAGCCUCCAAUGCGCAGAAGGGCGGCAAGAACGGCGAAGCGGUAGCAACGGUCGAGCCGGCGCAGUUGCAGGGCAUCUUGGAUCGAGAGAAGCUUAUGGAUCGACUCGAAAUGCAGAUCGAGCGCGCAAAGACGCAGGCGAAGCUGGAGGGUAAGGUAUGGCAGCAGUUCAACCCAAGCGACAAGCUGCGAGAACUGCGCGAGAAAAUGGAGGGGGCGGGCAUGCAAGCAGAUAGCUUGGAGGCGCAAAUGCCAUAUCUUGGGACGGCGUCGAGAGGGCGGAGCGGCAUUCAGAGAAAGCCGGUGGCGAGGCGGCUGGUUGACGAGCAUAUGGAGAGGAGCGAAACGCCGGAGAGUGAGGAAGUUAUGAGCGAGGGGGAGGAAGCGAUGGUGUUUGAACGGCCGCGACUGGUGGAGAUGAAGAGACCGAAGAUGCCGUCGACGGUCGCUGCGGCGCAACAAAAUAUGCUGGCCGAGCUUACGAGCAAGACACAGCGAUUGGACGGUAGUGAUGAUGAAGGCGAUGGAAUAACAACCGGACCGAGCCAUCCCAGCCUUGAGUCUGAGAGUCCGAAGACACCAAGCGAUGCCGAAGCGCCCAAGGACAAGUUCCAUGGCCCUCCCGCUCCGCCUGCCCCUCCGCUCCCCGGAUUCGAUAGUGGCGAGUCUGCGCCUGUGGGAGGCAUAUUUGGCUUCUCCGGAGCUGCUCCUCCACCACCGCCGCCGUUGCCACCUUCUGGCUUCUCAACAAACGCUCCUCCGCCUCCGCCUAUGCCGGGCUUCCAAAUCGGAGGACCACCACCACCACCUAUGCCCGGUUUUUCUGGCGCACCGCCGCCUCCUCCGCCACCGCCUUUGCCUGGCAUGGGCGCACCGCCAGCUCCGCCAAUACCUGGAGCACCACCGUUACCAGGUGCGAAGAAGGGCGGCUUCCUGCCACAAGCGAUCUAUACUGGGAUGAAUGGCUCCAUCGGUCCUGUUGCGCCCCGGCCGAAGAAGAAGCUCAAAGCUCUGCAUUGGGAAAAGAUUGAUUCCACGGAGUAUACUAUGUGGUCCGCGCAUACUCCAACGAACGAGCAGAAGGAGGAGAAGUAUCAAGAGCUGUCUAAGAAGGGCGUUCUCGACGAGAUCGAGAAGCUGUUUCUUGCCAAGGAGAUCAAGCAGAUUGGCAAGUCUGGCGGAAAGUCCCGGAGUGACAAGAAGCAAGUUAUCUCUCGUGAACUCAUGCAAGCUAUGCAGAUUUCGUUAGCGAAAUUCAAAGACCGGGAGGCGGAAGAUGUUGUCAAGAUGAUCGUCCACUGCGAUCGAGAAGUGCUUGACAACCCGACGGUAAUGGAUUUCUUGCAAAAUGAGCAUCUUUGCACGAUUCCGGAAAAUGUUGCCAAGCUGCUAGCUCCGUAUAGCAGGGACUGGACUGGUCCGGAUGCGCUCCAGACACCGCGUGAGCAGGAUCCUGCCGAGCUCACGCGCGAGGACAAAAUCUACUUGUAUACGGCGUACGAACUGCACCAUUACUGGAAAGCACGUAUGCGGGCUUUACACCUAACAAAGAGCUAUGAGGCAGAGUACGACGAGAUCUCGGCGAAGCUGAAGCAGAUCGUUGAUGUCUCAGAGAGUUUGCGCGACUCUGUCAAGCUGAUGCCAGUAUUUGGUCUGAUUCUGGACAUUGGUAACUACAUGAACGACACAAACAAGCAAGCCUUUGGCUUCAAGCUCUCUUCGCUGGCACGGCUUGGCAUGGUCAAAGACAGCAACAACGAGUCAACGCUCAUGGACUACAUCGAGCGCCUGGUCCGGAAGCAGUACCCGCAAUACGAAGGCUUCACCGAUGACAUCGCGGGCGUACUGACCGUGCAGAAAGUCAACAUUGAGCAAUUGCAAAAUGAUGCCAAAAGGUACAUCGAUAACAUUAACAACGUUCAGCAGAGUCUCGACGCGGGCAACUUGAGCGAUCCAAAGCGCUUCCAUCCCGAAGACCGAGUCAGCCAGGUAGUGCAGCGCAGUAUGAAGGAAGCACGGCGGAAGGCCGAGCAGAUGCAAGUGUACUUGGAUGAGAUGAAGCGUGUGUACGACGAGAUCUUGACGUUCUUUGGCGAUGACAACAAGGAUGAGAAUGCGCGUCGCGAGUUCUUUGCUAAGCUGGCAAACUUCGUGCAGGAGUAUAAGAGUUCCAACAAGAGAAACCUUGUUAUGGAAGAAGCGUGGCGGAGAAACGAGGACAACAUGCGCCGUAAGCAGCAAGUGGUUGCGCAAAAUGCAGGCACGGCUACUGCCGCGGCAGAAGGGUCGGAUGCUCCGCCUUCGCCGGCGGGCUAUGGGGACGUUGAUGAUCUCAUGAAGAAGCUUCGAGCUGCUGCUCCGGAGAAGAAUGUGCGAGAGCGCAGGCGUCGGGCAUACCUGAAAGAUCGCCAUCAAGUACGUGUUGCAUCUGGGCAGAAGAUUCCGGAGACGGGAGAAAACAUGGAGAGCGGACUGCUCAGCCCUACCAUAACGGAAGAGGGAGGUGAAGCCGCACCUGCGGAGGGCGCAGUAUCCGAGGGCGAAGACAUUGCCGAUCGUGCUGCUUCGCUCCUGCAAGGGCUACGCGGAGAUGGUGAAGGUGCAAGCGAGGCAUUGGUUAGAGAUGACAGUCUGCGGAUACGCAGGCGAAGGGAGAGCGCGAACGAUGAACGUGCCCAGCGAAGAGCGAGGCGGCGGGGAGCUGGUACCAGCACGGAUACGGCGACGCAGAGUAUGAUCGUUGAGGAAGCGGAGACUACUGAUGCGACUGCGGAGGAGAGGCGUGACGGUGCGCCCAGACAUCUGCCUUCGCCACCAGUGCCAGAGACGGUGGUGGUUCCACCAUCACCGACGACUUCGGAGAGGGGCAGCAAUGUCGGUGCUGGCUUUUGA